This is a messenger RNA of Mollisia scopiformis, 3357 nucleotides long. RefSeq lists its product as uncharacterized. The transcript is spliced from 7 exons. Gene Ontology annotation, cellular component: kinesin complex. The record is from RefSeq and is a predicted model, not a curated record. Gene Ontology annotation, molecular function: protein binding. Bases 150 to 3086 code for a protein of 978 amino acids. NCBI's taxonomy places the organism in Eukaryota, Fungi, Ascomycota, Leotiomycetes, Helotiales, Mollisiaceae.
AACCCUACGGCAAGCGCCACCGAGAACACUACGGCAAGCUCCUCUACGACUGCUACUGCACAGAGAAAGACCUUUCCUUGCGGCAUUAAGCUGCUGCAUAAUUCAGAACACAGCGUGGUCGAGUAAGUCAACUCCCUCAAAUCGCAGUUAUGGGCUUAGUGGCUCAGGCUCAUUCAUGCUACAAAUCUUCGAGACUUUUCGAAGCUCACCAACUUUCUACUUUACAACACAGUAUCGUCCUAGUCCACGGACUUACUGGAGACCGCGAGAAGACAUGGACAGCAAAUAAUGAUGAUUCUCCAUGGCCUCAAUCCUUACUUCCAUCGAAAAUUCCCAACGCUCGCGUGCUCACAUUCGGGUACGACGCAUACGUUGCAGACUGGCGGGGCAUGGUAUCGCAGAACAGAAUUGGGAAUCACUCUAUGAACUUGCUAACUAGCAUCGCAACUUUCAGGGAGGACGAUGACACUAACGACCGCCCUAUCAUAUUCAUCUGUCAUAGUCUAGGAGGGUUGGUGUGCGAAGAUGCUCUAUCAGCGGCAGCACGACGACCAGAAAGACAUCUCCGAGCCAUCAUCGACUGUACCUGUGGUAUUCUCUUCCUUGGCACCCCGCACCAUGGCUCUGGCCUCGCAAAGUGGGCUGGAAUGCUGGCCGUUAUGAUCGGCAUCCUCAAGCAAACGAAUCCGCAGAUUCUAGCAGUAUUUGAGAAAGAAUCCGAGGUUCUUGCGCGGGUCCAGGAUGAGUUCCACACUAUGGUCAGGUCACGGAAUCAAGAGAGGCUCCAGCCAAUCGAAAUCACGUGCUUUUUUGAAGAAAUACCUUUACCAGGUGUCGGUGUUGUUGUUCCUAAAGAUUCUGCUAUCUUGCCCGGGUAUAUCCCUAUAGGAAUACACAGCAACCACAUGGAUAUGACAAAAUUCGAGCGCGAAGAUGAGCCCGGCUUUAUAGCAAUUACGGGAGAGCUUCGUCGGUGGAUUAAAGAAUUGACCGUUCCAAGUAGGCAACAGCAUGGGUUGCAGGAUUCAACAUCAUCACGACCUACUCCGUCGUUAAGAAUACCAUUUCGACGUGAUCAAGACUUCGUGGAUUGUGAUAUCCUUCCUGAAAUAAGUCAAAAAUGUUCCUUAGCAGCAUCUCGAGUAGCUCUCGUCGGCCUUGGAGGCGUCGGCAAAUCCCAACUUGCCAUCGAAUACUCAUAUCGGAUUCGGGAAGAAUCACCAGAAACUUGGGUCUUCUGGGUCCAUGCUGGCACGAGGGCCCGGUUCGAAGAAGGCUACAAAGCAAUCGCCGAAAUAGCAAGGGUCGAUGGCCUAGACAAGCCCAGCGUCGACAUCCUUCAACUUGUUAGCAACUGGCUAUGUGAUGAAGUGAAUGGCCAAUGGGUCAUGAUUGUCGACAACGCAGACGAUCCAAACGUCCUUUUCAAGCAAGCUACAGACUAUGGUUCUGCUACAGUAGCACGCUCUUUGUCUGACUUCUUACCUCAAUCACCAAAUGGAUCCAUUGUCCUUACGUCUCGCAGCCGAGAUGUGGCUUUCAAAUUCACAGGGAGGAACUCAGAUAUUGUCACAGUCGGCCCGAUGAACGAGGCCCAUGCCCUAGCUCUACUUCACAAAAAGCUCGAAGGACAUCUGGAUAUGACCGAUGCUGCAGAAUUAGUGCAGACACUCGAAUAUAUGCCUCUUGCGAUUACUCAAGCUGCCGCUUACAUUAGCCAAAGAGCACCACGUAUUAACAUUUCAAAAUAUUUACACGACUUUCGGGGAAGUGACAAAAAUAGAGCAAGUCUAUUGCAGAAGGACGCUGGAGAUAUUCGCAGAGAUAGUACGGCAUCGAACUCUAUCAUCGCUACAUGGCAGAUAUCUUUCGAAUAUAUCCGUAAAGAACGGUUAUCAGCUGCUCGGCUACUAUCGCUUAUGAGUCUCUUCGACCGGCAAGGGAUCCCCGAGGCUCUCCUGCUCCAAAAUUAUCAAGAUAAUGGUGAUGUAAAGGCAAAUUUCGAAGAUGAUCUUUCUACCUUGACAAACUACUCUCUAGUGACGAUGAAUGUUGAGGGAGAUGAAUUUGAGAUGCAUCGGCUUGUGCAAUUUUCGACAAAGAAAUGGCUCGAACUCCACGAAGAGCUGGAGAAUUGGAAGGAAAAGUAUAUCGAUAUCAUGGGAAAUGCUUUCCCAAUCGGGCGGUAUGAGAAUCGGAGAGUAUGUGGCAAGCUGUUUCCACACGCCCAAAUGGUUUUAUUAUUCUGCCCGACGAACGAGGUCUAUUUAGCACAAUGGGCUUCGAUCCUUUUCAACGCUGCAUGGUACUCCUCGGAGAUAGGGAGCUACAACACAGCCGAGGAGAUGGAUCGCCGAGCGUUGGAAGGGAGGGAGAAGGUGCUAGGAAAGGAGCACCCCAACACGCUGACGAGCGUUAGCAACCUCGCCUCCGUGCUACAGAACCAAGGCAAGUACGAGCAGGCCGAGGAGAUGAACCGCCGAGCGCUAGAAGGGCACGAGAAGGUGCUAGGAAAGGAGCACCCCGACACGUUGACGAGCGUUAGCAUCCUCGCCUCAGUGCUACAGUACCAAGGCAAGUACGAGCAGGCCGAGGAAAUGAACCGCCGAGCGUUGGAAGGGUACGAGAAGGUGCUAGGGAAGGAGCACCCCAACACGUUGACGAGCGUUAGCAACCUCGCCUUAGUGCUACAGUACCAAGGCAAGUACGAGCAGGCCGAGGAAAUGAACCGCCGAGCGUUGGAAGGGUACGAGAAGGUGCUAGGGAAGGAGCACCCCAACACGUUAACGAGCGUUAGCAACCUCGCCUUAGUGCUACAACACCAAGGCAAGUACGAGCAGGCCGAGGAAAUGAACCGCCGAGCGUUGGAAGGGUACGAGAAGGUGCUAGGAAAGGAGCACCCCAGCACGCUAACGAGCGUUUAUUGCCUUGCCUAUUUAUUUCAUCAGCGAGAUGAAUUCGAAAAUGCUUCAAUACUCUAUCAAAGAGCAUAUAUAGGUUACCAAAAAGUACUUGGACCGGAUCACCCUACUACAAAAGCAUGUUCUAAGCAUUACGUUUCAUUGUUAGAACAUUCUCGUGGAUAAUAAAAUGGGGUCUUUUUGCAACUCGAAGACGGUAAUACCAAAGGGCAAAGACUUACCCGUUUAAUGCGGGGUAUGAAUGGGAAGAAUGAGGGUCAAGCAUAAUUUCAACAUACCACAGCCGAUUCCGUAUACUGCGAUACGAGAUGAGCACCAAACCUAGACUAGUCGAGCGUUCAUCAAGCAUAGUAGCUGCGCGUGAACUGCGGCUUGUACCUGCAGCGCCUUGACUUCUGUCGGGGCAAUUUCCUAUGCCUCACCUCAUCACCAGACG